Kluyveromyces marxianus DMKU3-1042 is the source of this 1068-nucleotide messenger RNA. It is a transcript of the gene SHE3, whose product is annotated as She3p. Lineage: Eukaryota; Fungi; Ascomycota; Saccharomycetes; Saccharomycetales; Saccharomycetaceae. The coding region runs from base 1 to 1068 and encodes 355 amino acids. The transcript has a single exon. Gene Ontology annotation, biological process: mRNA transport; endoplasmic reticulum inheritance. The record is from RefSeq and is a predicted model, not a curated record.
AUGAUGACCCAAGAACAGGGGAUAUUAACUCCAACAAAGAACAUGAAUGCAAGCAAGUUCAAUAUCAAUCAUGGUCACUUCAUUACAAAUCUAGAAUCCCUAGAGAGCCCCACGAAGAAGAAGGACAAUGCAAACAUAAGUGGAAAUGGAGGCAACGGCAAUUCGAACUAUAGUCCUGGGAAGUACUCUACAAGCAGAGUAAUAGAAUCUCUCCAUGGAAAAAUCGACGAUUUAACGAAUACCAACCUGAAAAUGACAACCCAGUGCCAUCAUUUGGUGAAAGAGCUAGAAUCUUCCAGCGAGGCUCGUAAGAAGCACCUAGAAACGAUUUCAAGGCUGCAGACAGAAAAUGUGAAUUUAAAGGCGAUGCUAGACAGAAAGAGUAAUAGAUUGAGCGAACUGGAAGCCUCAUUGAAGCAAGAAUCAACUUCAAAUAGCGAUUUGCUCAAGAAGAACCAAGAGCUGGAAGAAACUAUCAAAAGUUUACAAAAGGAAAACGAAAAACUCACAGAGCAAUCUACUAUGUACAAAGUUCAGUAUGAUGCUGUGGCAGACUCACACAAAACGUACAAAGAUUACUUCACUAACGAGAUCAGCUCGUUACAACACAAUCUAGCAUUACUCGAGAGAUCUAUGACGAAACAGGUAGAGUCAAAGGUCAAUGAAGUAUACGAGAUAGACAACAAGAUACAGCAAAAGUUGAAGAGCUUAGAAUCAUCAACGGAAACCUUCCAGAGACAUGCUACAGAGGAGAUCGAAGCAAACAUCAAGAAAUUAGAUUUGGAAAGCUGGGAACACUCCCUCCAAGAGGCUCAGCAAUUGCUAAAGAAAUACAAGGCUCAGGCUCAGGCCGAGGGUGUGAACUUGCAGGAUAAGCCUCAAAUGCCUCCUCUUAGAAACAAUAAGCGGAAAACAAGUGCUCAAAAAAGAACAAGUUUCUACGGAACACCUACCGGGUUCUCUGCAGUAUCUAACAUACAAUCCCCUCCAUCUAGCUCUGCUAAACAACUACCAGGACUCAAACGAGCCUCAUCAAUUAGAGUACCGUCCGAUAAUAACAAGAAGUGA